Thunnus maccoyii (southern bluefin tuna) is the source of this 4252-nucleotide messenger RNA. RefSeq names its product fucosyltransferase 7 (alpha (1,3) fucosyltransferase). The transcript is spliced from 3 exons. Bases 1276 to 2355 code for a protein of 359 amino acids. Gene Ontology annotation, cellular component: membrane. Lineage: Eukaryota; Metazoa; Chordata; Actinopteri; Scombriformes; Scombridae. Gene Ontology annotation, molecular function: alpha-(1->3)-fucosyltransferase activity. The record is from RefSeq and is a predicted model, not a curated record.
UGGAAGAUAUUCUGGUUAUUUUAUUCAGAAACAGUAUGGAUGACACUGCAUGGCUGUGCAACAGUGCGUAACAGAAACAACACUUUCUCAAUCUCACAUGUUGUUUUAAGUAGAGAUGUAAGCCUCCAAAGAAUAGGUGCCAUUGGUAAAGUCUAUUUUUAAACUUUCUUUGUGAUUUGAAAUAUGAUGCCUCGGUUUUGCUCUCUGUUUGGUUUUGUGUAGUUUAACAACUGGAUUCUGCUCACGUUGCUAUGUUGCAAGCUGCUCUCUACAUUUAUCCCGUUGCACAUAGUUUACAAAGGCAUGACAGUAGGAUGUUGUUUUAACAUAAUGAUAAAAAUGUGGAUAAUGAUGGUAGAUUGUGACGUGAUGGGAUAUUUAUUUAGCUUGCUCCCCUGUGAAACUGUGCAGUGCAAAUCUGAAUCUGAAGUUGGUUAAAGCAAUAUUAGCCUGUAAGCCUCCAAUAUGCAGCAACAGCAGUAACAUCAUUAGUAAGUUAGCCUCUUAAGGAUAAAACAGCAACCGAAUCAUAAUGCACAUCUUCCUAGUUCUAUGAUUUUAGACAGAAAAGUCUAAAAGAAAAAAUGAUUUCUCCAUGGCAUUAUUAAAUUAGACAUUAGAACCAACAGAAAAUUUGAAUUUUGAGGUCAUAUCCAAAUCAAUAAAGUCCACAUAAAGUAUGAGACUGGAAAAGGCAUACCCUAAUGAAAUAAGAGACAUAAAGAGGAUCCAUGAUAUCUCAAAAGAUAUGUCCAAAGGUUUGUACACUAGUUGAAUCAAUAUGUGUAAUUACGUAAUUUUAUACAAUUAUAUAUACAGUAUAUAACAAAACUGACUACACCCAUGUGCAAUAUCACUAAAAUGUUAAAUGAUUCAACAUCAUAUCAUCUUACAAUAAUUGUAGUACUGUCAGGGUGAAGUGUAGGCUAUUUGAUCUUAUUUAUAAUGAAAAACAAACAGGUUAAAUUGAAAAUACAAGCCUCAAAGUACAACCUCAAUGCAAUAAAAUGAGUACACCUGUGACCACUGAAACGAAAGUGAUUACACCUGUGACUUCCAGUUAAGACUAUUUGCCUGAACAAGAUUAUAAAAGAACCUGUGAACACCACAACUUUCUCAGUUUCGGUAAAUUGCAAUUCGGCUCCACAUGAAAAAAGGAAGCUUACGCAAACUUCUGUUGAGAGGUGGCUGAGCAGAGAGGUGUCACACUUUCUCAUUUGAGUCCAUUGUGGCAAGUCGUCCUCAUGCUGGGAGUCACAGGCUGAAUGAGUGAACAUGAUGGGGUGUCAUAACAUUAAAAAUACCUUGCCCACCUCAAUGAAGAAGCGCCUCCUCCUCUUCUUCUUCCUCUGUAUUUCACUGCUGUGUCUUCUCAAUGGAUGGCCGAGAGGAUUCCAGGCUAUAAACCGCUCCACCUUCAUUGGCUGGAACAACAGUGCAAAUGUGACCAUCCUGCUGUGGCACUGGCCCUUUGACAGGUCAUUCAGCCUGAAGGGUGACGUGUGCUGGGACCUCUACCACAUCCCCCACUGCAGACUGGUGGACCAGCGCUCCUUGUACCCAACAGCUGAUGUGGUGGUGUUCCACAACAGAGAGCUGGUACAGGGGCUCCAAAAGCUGCCCUUUGACCUUCCAAGACCACAAGGCCAAAGGUGGGCCUGGAUGUCCCUGGAGGCCCCUGUUCACAGUGGAAACUUGCGGCAGUUUGCAAACAUCUUCAACCUCACCAUGACCUACAGGAGGGAUGCUGAUAUCCCUAUUCCCUAUGGCGAGCUGCAACCAAAGAAGGCUGAAGGAGGUCCGGUGGAUGACAUUCCUCUGAAUAAGAGCUUUCUGGUCUGUUGGGUGGUCAGCAAUUACAGGAGCCACUACAGGAGAAGCAAAGUGUACAAUGAGCUCAGUACCAUAGUUCCCGUGAAGGUUUAUGGGGCUUGGACGAAGAAACCUCUCCCCUCUACAGCCCUCUUAUCUACAAUCUCUCGCUGUUACUUCUAUUUGGCAUUUGAGAACGCGAUGACCAAAGAUUACAUCACAGAGAAGCUGUGGAGGAAUGCUUACCAAGGCGGGGCGGUGCCUGUCGUCCUGGGGCCACCACCGAGUGGUUACAAAGCUGUGGCACCACCUAAUUCUUUCAUCCAUGUAGAUGAGUUUGCAUCAUUGAGGGACUUAGGGAAGUAUCUACAGCAGCUCGCAGAGGACAAGAAACGCUACAGUGAAUAUUUUAACUGGAAACAAGAGUGGAGCGUAAAGCUGUACACUGACUGGAGGGAGAGAUUGUGUAAGAUCUGCCCACAGUACAAAAGUUUACCUCAGCAGAGGGUUUACUCAGACCUAGAGGCCUGGGUUAAUAGCUAGGUUAAUAGUUGCAUAGCUGCAGUUAAUGGUUUCACUGGUGACAUUAAUUCAACCACAUUUUUGACACAUCAGCAGAAAUCAUCACCACAUUUUCUGAUUCAGAAAUAAUUUGCAGCAUUUUUGGCACAAUUUGUCAUACAUUUUUUAAUCAAUUUUCAUGUAAUUGCUUUGCUAAAAAAAUAAACAGGCAAACAGUCAAUAUCAGACCAUCAGGUGCAAAAUGAGGGAAAAACAAUUUAAAUUUUGCACAAAAAAAGAGAAAUCACAUUUCUGAGACUUAAGGCACCUUGUCCAAGAACAACAUGCGUAAACAUGUAUAUACUGCACACAACUGCCAUGCUUUAACUAUAGUCUGUGCAAAAGUUUUAGGCACUUUAGAUGUUUAGAUUGUUAACCAUAAAGAACUAUUUUCACCUACAAGAAGGACAAAGAGUGCUGCAACAGAUGAUUCGGUCCUCAUACCUCAUCUAAACACCGAGUCAGUCUGGGAUUACAUGAAGAGAGAGGGGCAACUGAGACGCCUAAAUCCAAAGAAGAACUAUGGCAAGUUCUCAAAGAUGCUUGAACAAGUGACCUGCCAAGUGGCUUGAAAAACUCUGCAGGUGUACCAAGGAGAACUGGUGCUAUUUUAAAGGCAAAGCGUCAUCACACCAAAUAUUAAUUUCAUUUAGGUUGCUUCUGUUUACUAAACUUUGUAUGAUUACUGAUAAAUAAAAACUACUCAUGACAUUAUUUUUGAAAGCUGAUAUCUGUAACACUUUAUACCCAACAUGUGACCUCUCUAGUGUUAAAUUUAACUCAGGACAUCAGAUCUGCUUCAAGUUCACUGAUAUGAAACACAGGACCAUACUGUGCAAGAACCUCCAGGCUUAAAACACAAGAAGACACCAACCACAUACCAUAGAACAUAGUAAAUAGCACUGACAGUCUCUGAGCUAUUUUAAGUACAUCCAUUAAAGAUUGCCGAGUUAUUCUUGGUGGAUACAUUGUGGUCUAGGACGGGCCUUUAAGACAUGGAGAACUUUAAAGAGAUGUUUUGUUUGGGAGGUCAUCUUCGAUGAAAUUAAAGGAAGGAUCCCCAAAACAUACAAAAACCAAUACCGAUAAAUUAAAAAUUAGUUUAAAUGUCCUUUUCACAAAUGGGAAAUGGCCUCCAGCUAGACAAUGAUGCCAUGGCUUCCUGCAAAUGCAGCAUAACUGCUUGUCAUGAGUCUCUCUGAAGAAACAUGAACAACCUUUUUCUAAAAAGCUCAACGUCCUCAAACUUGUCCAAAAUAGGAAGUAUUUUCAGCUACUGGAGUUUGCAGUCUUUUAGGUCAGUCUUGGCUUCUGCAUAAUUACAUUUAUUUUACUUUUCAAGCUACAUUGGCCUUGUGGAGUGCACCUGUUAUUAAACUACAAAUGCAUGACAAAACAGAAUUUACUUUUGGUGGGACACAAUUUACUUGAUAUAAUACAUGGGAGGAAAAGUGUAUUUUCCUUGAUGCAGAUACAUUUAUGGUUUAAGGUGUUUUGAGUGAAACAUCUCAGUGUAGCCAACUUUUAAAUAAGUUAGAAUUUAAUCAAUUUACAGUCUUAAGAAAAUGUCACAUUAAACUUGUGGCUAGAGUCAAGUCAGUAAAAUUACUUCCUAUAUGACUAGUAUAGCUUACCAUUAAUGUUGAAUUAAUGCAAAAAAAAGUACAAUCAGAGACUGUUCCAGUGUUUUACUAAGACUUAAGUCAUGUGGGGUAUUGUCAAGGAGUUAUCCUAAAAAAAAAUAAAAUAAAAUGAAAUAAUUGUCAUCCCAGUAAAAGUACCUUCAUAAAAUACAAGACCAGACAUGAUAAAUACUCCAAUGAGCACCCAGACUUGACUUUAGUAUUGUGUCUUAUUCAACAUUUCAUAAACAUAAAAA